This is a messenger RNA of Drosophila suzukii, 4932 nucleotides long. It is a transcript of the gene Ndae1, whose product is annotated as Na[+]-driven anion exchanger 1. Gene Ontology annotation, molecular function: sodium:bicarbonate symporter activity; monoatomic anion transmembrane transporter activity; solute:inorganic anion antiporter activity. Gene Ontology annotation, cellular component: plasma membrane. NCBI's taxonomy places the organism in Eukaryota, Metazoa, Arthropoda, Insecta, Diptera, Drosophilidae. Gene Ontology annotation, biological process: regulation of intracellular pH; transmembrane transport; bicarbonate transport. The record is from RefSeq and is a predicted model, not a curated record.
GCCGCGCGACUCAAACGGCAGCGGAUAUCUCUAACUAAAAAUUCCGGAAAAGUAUUCCCUAGAAUUUAAAUAUACCAAAAUACAUUCCUGAAAAUCUAUACAUAUCCCGAGUGCUGCCUGGUUCUCAGUUUUCAAUAAUCAAGUCAAAGGAUUUCGGUAAAUCCCCCAUCGUUUCGGUUGUUGUUUUGAUUCUCGGUGUCAUUAACCCCAUCACGCAGUGCCGUCUAAAUUUGUUUUUGUUUUUCCAACCCCAUGCCACGAAAAUAAAAAUAAAAACAAAGCACUUUAUCAGGAUUUUCGGGUGUAGUUACCAGAGAGGAGACCGAAAUUGAAAUCAAGGAUCCAGGAUGCCACAGCAGGCGCAGCUGAAACACAUCCACGGACAUGGCCGAUUGCCCAGAGUGAUAGCCACUGAUAGCAGCAGACCUUGGACCAUGAACUCCUCAAGCGGCGAUGAUGAGGCGCCAAAGGAUCCGCGCACUGGCGGCGAGGAUUUUACGCAACAAUUUACAGAAAAUGAUUUCGAGGGACAUCGGGCCCACACCGUUUAUGUGGGCGUCCAUGUGCCAGGAGGACGACGCCACUCGCAGCGCCGGCGCAAGCACCACCACAGCGGCCCCGGAGGGGGUGGCACGGGGGGCAGUGUGGGUGGUGGUGGCUCCCUCGGCGGAUCCGGAAGUGUGGGCGGUGGUGCGGGCAAGGACAACGUCAGCGAGAAGCAACAGGAAGUGGAGCGACCAGUGACUCCCCCGGCCCAGCGCGUUCAGUUCAUACUCGGCGAAGAUGUGGACGACGGCACACAUGUAUCCCAUCCCCUGUUUUCCGAAAUGGGGAUGCUGGUGAAGGAGGGCGACGAGAUCGAGUGGAAGGAGACGGCUCGAUGGAUCAAAUUCGAGGAGGAUGUGGAGGAGGGUGGCAAUCGGUGGUCGAAGCCCCACGUGGCCACCCUCUCCCUUCACUCCCUGUUCGAGCUGCGUCGCCUGCUGGUCAACGGAAGCGUUAUGCUGGACAUGGAGGCCCACAAUCUGGAGGUGAUGGCCGAUCUGGUCUGCGACCACAUGGUCAGCGCGGGAACCCUGCCGACCGGGGUCAAGGACAAGGUCAAGGAUGCCCUCCUGCGACGUCAUCGUCAUCAGCACGAGUAUGCCAAAAAGACGCGACUGCCGAUUAUACGAUCCCUGGCCGAUAUGCGCAAUCAUUCGUCAUCGAAAACUGACACUUCAACCCACCUGGGGGCCAUUGGGGUCACCACAUGGUUCCAUGCCGGGGCAUCACCCCAACAUCAGGCCCAAAAUCAAGGACAACCGCAAUCUCAAACCAUGCCAAUUGAAGAGCACUCUGGCAACACAUUGGGGGCCACAACUCCGAUUUCCCUAACGGCCAGCGAACCGGGACCGCCCGGAACCAAUGGAAACCCAAGUCUUAGCACCGCUGCCAGCGGCAUGGGUCGCUUCCUAACGGUGCCCAGUGGAAAACCCAGCAACAGAACGCUCGAGGACAUGGUCAAGAGCCCGAGCAACCAGUCAAUGGCACGGCCAGGAAGUGGAUCCGAGCUCAGCGAGCAGCAGCACAAGGGCAACACCCACUUCAUGAGAAAGAUCCCACCGGGCGCCGAGGCCAGCAACAUCCUCGUGGGCGAGGUGGACUUCCUGGAGCGAACUCUAUCCUGCUUCAUCCGCCUGAGUCAGGCGGUGGUCCUGGGCGAUCUCACUGAGGUGCCCGUACCCACAAGAUUCGUCUUCAUCCUGCUUGGUCCGCCCGGCAGUCAGAGCAACUUCCACGAGAUCGGCCGUGCAAUGGCCACCCUGAUGUCCGACGAGAUCUUCCACGAGGUAGCGUACCGAGCCCGCAAGCGGGAUCACCUGCUAUCCGGCGUGGACGAGUUCCUUGAUGCGGUAACCGUGCUGCCGCCGGGCGAAUGGGAUCCCACCAUUCGGAUUGAGCCACCGGCGGCCAUUCCCUCCCAGGAGGUGCGCAAGCGUCCCCCAGAGUUGCCCAAGGAGGAGGUGGACGAGGAGGAGGAGGAGGCGCGCCUGAGGGAGGAGAACGGUCUGUCCCGGACGGGGCGACUCUUCGGAGGCCUCAUUAACGACAUCAAGAGGAAGGCACCCUGGUACCUUAGCGACUACAAGGACUCCCUGUCCAUGCAGUGUGUGGCCUCCUGGAUCUUCCUGUACUUCGCCUGCCUGUCCCCGAUCAUUACGUUCGGCGGUCUUCUGGCGGAGGCCACUGGCAAGCACAUGGCUGCGAUGGAGUCCCUGGUGUCCGGGUUCGUUUGUGGCAUGGGCUAUGGUUUCUUUUCGGGUCAGCCGCUGACAAUUCUCGGGUCCACCGGUCCAGUCCUGGUCUUCGAGUCAAUUAUCUACGAGUUCUGUCUGAAGAUGGGCUGGGAAUAUAUGACCUUCCGGUUCUGGAUCGGCAUGUGGGUUGCCGGCAUUUGUAUCGUCCUGACCGCGAUUGAUGCCAGUGCCCUCGUCUGCUACAUCACCCGUUUCACCGAGGAAAAUUUUGCCACCCUGAUCGCGUUCAUCUUUAUCUACAAGGCCAUUGAGAAUGUGAUGGUUAUCGGUAAGAACUUUCCGGUCAAUCAGGGGAUAUACGACUGUGUCUGUACACCGCCAAUCGGGAGCAAUGCCAGUGUUAUCGAGUAUGCCAAAUACAAUUGGGACUAUUGUGAGUCCUACAAUGGCACCUUGGUUGGUGGUGACUGCGGCAGCCCGCCCACCGAAAACGUAUUCCUUAUGUCGGUGGUUCUCUGCGCCGGCACCUUCCUCAUUUCCACCGUUUUGAAGGAGUUCAAGAACGCCCUUUUCUUCCCCUCGAUCGUUCGCCAGUACAUUAGCGAUUUCUCCGUGCUGAUCGCUAUUUUCGCCAUGAGUUUCUUCGACUAUUCGCUGGGUGUGCCCACCCAGAAACUGGAGGUUCCCAACGAGUUGAAGCCAACGCUUAGUACCAGGGGCUGGCUCAUUCCGCCAUUCUCCGAGAAGAACCCCUGGUGGUCGCCGAUAAUUGCCGUCUUUCCCGCCCUGCUCGGAACCAUCCUAAUCUUCAUGGACCAACAGAUCACGGCCGUAAUUGUGAAUCGCAAAGAGAACAAACUGAAGAAGGGCUGUGGCUACCAUCUGGAUCUGUUCAUCCUCUCGAUUCUGAUCGCCAUUUGCAGCGUAAUGGGUCUACCUUGGUUCGUGGCUGCCACCGUACUGAGCAUCAACCACGUGAACUCGCUGAAACUGGAAUCGGAGUGCUCGGCCCCUGGCGAGAAGCCACAGUUCCUGGGAGUGCGCGAGCAGCGGGUGACCCACAUUUUGAUCUUCCUGACCAUCGGCGGCUCCGUGCUGCUAACCCCGCUGCUCCGUCACAUUCCCAUGCCAGUACUGUUCGGCGUCUUUCUUUAUAUGGGCGUGGCCUCGCUCAAGGGUCUGCAGUUCUUCGAUCGCAUACUUAUCAUGUUCAUGCCGGCCAAGUACCAGCCGGACUAUAUGUUCCUGCGCCAGGUUCCCAUCAAACGCGUCCACCUGUUCACCAUUAUUCAGCUGGCCUGUCUUAUUAUUCUGUGGCUGAUCAAGUCCUUCUCGCAGACGUCGAUUCUGUUUCCCCUGAUGCUGGUGGUGAUGAUAGGUAUACGAAAGGCCCUGGAUCUGGUAUUCACUCGUCGCGAGCUGAAGAUUCUGGACGACAUAAUGCCGGAGAUGACGAAGCGGGCGGCGGCAGAUGACCUCCACAAACUGGACGCUGAGGACAUCACCAUUAAUCAGCAUCACCCGAGUUCCGGUUCCGGGGCCAACUACAAUGCCGAUAAGUCGGGUCCCACCACCAUUCACAUUCCCCUAUCGGGAAACAAGCCCGGAAACAAUGGACCCACACUGAACAUUCCCCAGGAGGCUGUCAACCGCACCACAGUCUGGCAGCAGAUAAACAAGGAUGGCAAUGGGAUCUCGGAGCAACUGAUCAUUCCGGUCACCCUCAAAGUCCGCCAGAUCAAUGGCAACCAUGCCCCCCCGAGUGCCGCCCUCUCGCCACGCCUCUCGCCCAUGCACGAGGCGGAUGAGUACAGUGAGGCCCCGACAAACAGUCCGGGGCAUCCCACGGGAACUCAGCAGCAGCAGCAUCAUCAACAACAGCAACAGCAGAUCAGCAAUUGCAAGGAGGCGGCUGCCAAACUCGAAGGAUCCUCCUUGACCAACAGCCAGAUCAGUCCGGCCAACAUAACACCCGUCUAAAGAUACCGAAAACGUCGAAGGAUUUAAAGCGAACAAAGCACAAAGAACACAAACAUCUAUGUAUCUCUAGUUGGUCAUUCAUAGCCGUAUCAUAAUCUCUAUUUACUAUAUAUCGUAGUAGUUAGUUAUCCCAGGGGACGUUUUUUUGGUAACGUUUUUUAGCUGUGCCAGUAGAGGGGUAAAUCUUUUGAUCUGGGGCUCAGGGGCAAGAUAUACAAGUAUUACUUAUAUGAUAAAAAAUUACGAUAUUCUGUAGAGAACAAAAGCAUUCCAAAUAUACACUUUUGAAACGAAUUUUAUAGAGUCAAUUUCAUCGCGGAAGGAGCAAAGAAGCCAAAGCCACAGAAACAGAAACAGAAACCAUCGGAUCUCCGGUGUUUGUCCAAUUUUUCUACUAUAUUCCCCACUUUGACUUGGUUAGCUAAAGCGAAUUGUGUGUUUUAUGGGGCUCAUUUAUCGAACUGUGAUCUGAUGGGUAUAUCUUGGGGAGGGAGGGUUGUAUAAGAAGCGUAUCAUUUAGCCUAGCCAAGACAAAGCUGUAAACAAUUGUAUUAUAUUUUAUGCCUCAAACUAAGUUCUACACAAAAAUACACGCAUCCCAUCCGACACACCCGAAAGAAAAAGUAAAAUAUAUAAAAUAUAGACAACUAUAAAUAUUGAAUAAAAAGUGGCGAACCAUUAAUGAGCCACAUGCUAACUGCAAAAACAAAAA